UUGAUGAAUGUCCAAGACACCGCUGUGGCUGCAGGAGCCGCCUGCACUAGGGCUCAGGCCGCGUGAGGCCGGAGCAGCAGGACUGGGCGCGCAGAGCGGGAGCAGGAGCUUGCUCUCCCGGGAGUUUCCUGCGCAGAGCCCCGCGCCUGCCGCGCGGGAGUUGCAGUCCGAGUGCCCUCCUCUCCCUCCUCCCCAUUCUCACCACAGCAUGUAAAGUCGCCUGUCCCUCCUCGGACUUUGCGGAGGCGGCAACUUUCCUCUCUUACCGCCGGGGGCCGAGCAGCAGCAGGCGCGCGGGGCAGCGCGCAGCAAGACCAGUCAGCCCCGCGUCCCGCUGCCCACCAUGAGCGAGGAGAGCCGCGGGGACAGCCGCGCCGAGAGCGCCAAGGACCUGGAGAAACAGCUUCGCCUGCGCGUGUGCGUGCUCAGCGAGCUCCAGAAGACCGAGCGGGACUACGUGGGCACCCUGGAGUUCCUAGUGUCGGCAUUCUUACACAGAAUGAACCAAUGUGCUGCAGCAAAAGUUGACAAGAAUGUAACGGAGGAAACAGUGAAGAUGUUGUUCUCAAACAUUGAAGAUAUCCUUGCAGUACAUAAAGAAUUCUUAAAAGUUGUGGAAGAAUGUCUACACCCAGAACCCAGUGCUCAACAGGAAGUGGGAACCUGCUUUCUUCACUUUAAAGACAGGUUUCGUAUCUAUGAUGAAUAUUGUAGCAACCAUGAGAAGGCACAAAAAUUACUUCUUGAACUGAACAAAAUAAGAACAAUCCGGACAUUUCUCUUGAACUGCAUGUUGCUUGGAGGACGAAAGAACACAGAUGUUCCCCUGGAAGGAUAUUUGGUAACUCCAAUUCAAAGGAUAUGCAAGUACCCUCUGCUCUUGAAGGAGUUGCUGAAGCGGACUCCACGGAAACACAGUGACUAUGCAGCAGUGAUGGAAGCCCUCCAAGCCAUGAAAGCAGUCUGUUCCAACAUAAACGAGGCCAAGAGACAGAUGGAGAAGUUAGAAGUUUUAGAGGAGUGGCAGUCUCACAUUGAAGGCUGGGAGGGGUCCAACAUCACGGACACCUGUACUGAAAUGUUGAUGUGUGGAGUCUUACUGAAAAUUUCCUCUGGAAAUAUUCAAGAACGGGUGUUUUUUCUUUUUGAUAAUCUUUUGGUAUACUGCAAAAGGAAACACAGACGGUUGAAGAACAGCAAGGCAUCCACGGAUGGACAUCGGUACCUCUUCCGGGGCCGGAUCAAUACCGAGGUGAUGGAGGUGGAGAACGUGGAUGAUGGCACGGCUGACUUCCAUAGCAGUGGACACAUUGUUGUUAAUGGUUGGAAGAUACAUAACACAGCAAAAAAUAAGUGGUUUGUGUGCAUGGCAAAAACACCUGAAGAAAAGCACGAGUGGUUUGAAGCUAUUUUGAAAGAAAGAGAACGACGAAAAGGUUUAAAAUUAGGAAUGGAGCAAGACACCUGGGUUAUGAUCUCUGAACAGGGUGAGAAACUCUAUAAAAUGAUGUGCAAACAAGGAAAUCUGAUCAAAGACAGAAAAAGAAAAUUGACAACAUUCCCUAAAUGCUUCCUUGGAAGUGAAUUUGUGUCAUGGUUGUUGGAAAUUGGAGAGAUUCACAGGCCUGAAGAAGGAGUUCACUUGGGACAAGCAUUAUUAGAAAAUGGAAUCAUCCACCAUGUUACUGAUAAACAUCAAUUCAAGCCAGAGCAGAUGUUAUAUAGAUUUCGCUAUGAUGAUGGUACGUUUUUUCCAAGAAAUGAGAUGCAGGAUGUGAUUUCAAAGGGCGUAAGAUUAUAUUGUCGUCUUCAUAGUUUGUUUACUCCAGUGAUAAGAGAUAAAGAUUACCAUUUAAGGACUUACAAAUCUGUGGUCAUGGCCAACAAAUUGAUAGACUGGUUAAUUGCACAGGGGGAUUGCCGCACCAGAGAAGAGGCAAUGAUAUUUGGUGUUGGACUCUGUGACAAUGGAUUUAUGCACCAUGUCCUUGAAAAAAGUGAAUUCAAAGAUGAGCCUCUACUUUUCCGUUUUUUUGCGGAUGAGGAAAUGGAAGGAUCAAAUAUGAAACAUCGACUUAUGAAACAUGAUUUAAAAGUUGUGGAAAAUGUUAUAGCUAAGUCACUGUUGAUUAAAUCUAAUGAAGGCAGCUAUGGCUUUGGGCUAGAAGACAGAAAUAAAGUUCCAAUAAUAAAAUUGGUAGAAAAAGGGUCUAAUGCUGAGAUGGCUGGCAUGGAAGUUGGGAAAAAGAUUUUUGCCAUUAAUGGUGACCUGGUUUUUAUGAGACCUUUCAAUGAAGUGGAUUGCUUCCUGAAAUCAUGCUUAAACAGCAGAAAACCUCUAAGAGUUCUCGUGAGCACAAAGCCAAGGGAGACAGUGAAAAUCCCAGAUUCAGCUGAUGGGCUUGGAUUCCAGAUCCGAGGAUUUGGCCCUUCUGUUGUGCAUGCAGUAGGAAGAGGAACUGUGGCCGCAGCAGCUGGCCUUCACCCUGGACAGUGUAUUAUCAAAGUGAACGGAAUCAAUGUCAGCAAAGAGACCCACGCCAGUGUCAUUGCGCAUGUUACAGCCUGUAGGAAAUACAGGCGACCAAUGAAGCAAGAUUCCAUACAGUGGGUUUAUAAUAGCAUUGAGAGCGCUCAGGAGGACCUCCAAAAAGCUAACUCCAAACCUCCUGGAGAUGAAGCAGGGGAUGCUUUUGACUGCAAAGUUGAAGAGGCAAUUGACAAGUUCAACACCAUGGCCAUCAUCGACGGGAAGAAGGAACAUGUGAGCCUGACCGUGGACAACGUCCACCUGGAGUACGGGGUCAUAUACGAGUAUGACAGCACGGCUGGGAUAAAGUGCAACGUGGUGGAGAAGAUGAUCGAGCCCAAGGGGUUCUUCAGCCUGACGGCCAAGAUUCUUGAAGCCCUGGCUAAAAGUGAUGAUCAUUUUGUACAAAACUGUGCUAGCCUAAAUUCUCUAAGUGAAGUGAUUCCUCCUGACCUUCAGAGUAAAUUCAGUGCCAUAUGCAGUGAAAGAAUUGAGCGCAUUUGUCAGAGAAUUUCCAGUUAUAAAAAGUUCUCUCGUGUGCUGAAGAAUAGAGCAUGGCCCACCUUUAAACAAGCCAAAUCUAAGAUCUCCCCACUGCACAGCAGUGAUUUCUGCCCUACUAACUGCCAUGUCAAUGUGAUGGAAGUGUCUUAUCCUAAAACAUCAACCUCCCUAGGGAGUGCAUUUGGUGUUCAGCUGGAUAGUAGGAAGCAUAAUUCUCAUGAUAAAGAAAAUAAAUCUUCGGAGCAAGGGAAACUGAGCCCUAUGGUGUACAUUCAGCACACCAUUACAACCAUGGCGGCCCCUUCAGGUCUGUCUCUGGGACAGCAGGAUGGCCAUGGUCUCCGGUAUUUGUUGAAAGAAGAAGACUUGGAAACCCAAGAUAUCUAUCAGAAACUACUGGGAAAACUCCAGACUGCACUGAAAGAAGUGGAGAUGUGUGUUUGUCAAAUAGACGACCUUCUGUCUUCAAUCACUUAUUCUCCUAAAUUGGAGCGUAAGACAUCAGAGGGCAUAAUACCAACAGACAGUGACAAUGAGAAGGGAGAAAGAAAUAGCAAACGAGUUUGUUUUAAUGUAGCAGGAGAUGAGCAAGAAGAUUCAGGUCAUGACACCAUCAGCAACAGAGACUCUUACAGCGACUGCAACAGCAACAGGAACUCCAUUGCCUCCUUCACCAGCAUCUGCAGCAGCCAGUGCAGUUCCUAUUUUCACAGUGACGACAUGGACUCGGGUGAUGAACUUCCCCUAAGUGUUCGCAUUUCUCAUGACAAACAGGACAAGAUACAUAGUUGCCUUGAGCAUCUUUUCAGCCAGGUGGAUUCAAUUACCAAUCUCUUAAAAGGACAAGCCGUUGUGAGGGCCUUUGAACAAACCAAGUAUCUCACACCAGGUCGGGUAUUACAAGAAUUUCAACAGGAAAUGGAAUCAAAGCUGAGUUGUCCGAAAAGGUUAAGGCUUCACAUCAAGCAAGAUCCUUGGAAUCUUCCCAGCAGUGUCCGGGCCCUUGCUCAGAACAUCAGAAAAUUUGUUGAAGAGGUAAAGUGUAGGAUACUCCUGGCUCUUCUUGAAUAUUCAGACAGUGAGACACAGCUCCGGAGAGACAUGGUUUUCUGCCAAAGUCUAGUGGCUACCGUCUGUGCCUUCUCUGAGCAGCUCAUGGCAGCCUUAAACCAGAUGUUUGACAACAGCAAGGAAAAUGAGAUGGAGACUUGGGAAGCCAGCAGAAGGUGGCUGGACCAGAUAGCGAAUGCGGGUGUUCUCUUUCACUUUCAGUCACUUCUGUCCCCAAACUUGACAGAUGAACAAGCCAUGCUAGAAGAUACACUGGUUGCACUAUUUGAUUUGGAAAAAGUUUCAUUUUACUUUAAACCAUCAGAAGAGGAACCACUGGUUGCAAAUGUUCCUCUUACAUACCAAGUGGAAGGAAGUCGGCAAGCUCUGAAGGUUUAUUUCUACAUUGAUAGUUAUCAUUUUGAACAACUGCCCCAAAGAUUGAAAAACGGAGGAGGAUUUAAAAUUCAUCCUGUUCUUUUUGCACAAGCACUGGAAAGCAUGGAAGGAUAUUAUUAUAGAGACAAUGUUUCUGUGGAAGAGUUUCAAGCCCAGAUAAAUGCAGCCUCCUUGGAAAAGGUCAAGCAAUAUAACCAGAAACUCAGGGCAUUCUAUCUGGACAAGUCAAAUUCACCACCAAACUCCACAUCCAAAGCUGCCUAUGUAGAUAAGCUAAUGAGGCCUCUCAAUGCUUUGGAUGAACUUUAUCGACUGGUAGCCUCAUUUAUCAGAUCAAAACGCACAGCUGCUUGUGCAAACACAGCCUGCAGCGCCUCUGGAGUUGGACUUCUGUCGGUUUCCUCUGAGCUGUGCGACAGGCUGGGAGCUUGCCACAUCAUCAUGUGCAGCAGCGGAGUGCAUCGGUGCACCCUGAGCGUGACACUGGAGCAGGCCAUCAUUCUAGCCAGAAGCCAUGGUCUGCCUCCUCGCUACAUUAUGCAGGCUACAGAUGUGAUGCGGAAGCAGGGAGCAAGAGUUCAGAACACAGCAAAGAAUUUGGGAGUGAGAGACCGGACCCCUCAGUCAGCUCCAAGGCUGUACAAGCUGUGCGAGCCCCCUCCCCCGGUUGGAGAAGAAUGAAGAAAAUCAAGGAACCAAACAGGCGGAAGCUUCCGAACACUGGCCCUGACUAAGUACAUGCUGGGUCAGCAUUCUCCAGCAUGCUAAAGAAAAAAAUAAAGAGAAGUGUUUUUUGUUUUUUGCUUUUUUUCCUCUAAAUCUUCCCCAUAGUGUAAAUAACUAAUGCUCAGUUUCUACUUGGAUAUUUAUGCUGGAAAUGAGUAGGAGUUCAUUCAGACUAUUCAACCUCACAAACUGAUCUUUCUAUAGAUUGACCUUAAGUCUUCAUUUUUAGGGCAAAAUUCGUCUCUGGAAUUUAUAGGAAAAAAAUUGUCAGAUUAUUGUGUCUCCUCUCUGAUUCAUGAAUUUGAUUGUGUGUUUUCAGUUUCUCCAAAUGGAUACAUAUAAUAAUGGAUAGUUUUACUUGAAGACAUCUGGCCACACUUGGCACAUCAUCAUGUUGAAAAUGUUAAGAAUGAUAUGGACUGGGAAUCAUAGGUGUUCCAUCCCCCAUUUUUGUCAGAGGAGGGUAUACGUGUGGAAGCUGGAAAUGCAUGCUUCCCUCUUUGUCCUGAGGGCUGCUUAGUAGAGGGGAAGAGAGCUACCAGGCCUUCAGCAAGACUUCCUUCCAUUGCUUCCAAGUGUACUUUAUGCUCAUGGACAAGUCCAAUGAGCUGGUGCUGUCCUUGGUCUCUACUGUGGGCCUGGCUUCCUACGGACACAUGUCCUACAUGCUGUAGCAUCAGUGACCCUGGGUAGGGCAGGGUGGGGAUCAGGAAGGUGAGGGAAAAGGGAAUAGGAAGGGAAGAAGAAAAAAAUGAACCUAUUUAAAAACUCACAUCUCUACCUUAGAAAGAUACCUAAAACUCAGGCUGGGACUGUAGCUCAGUGAUAGAGCACUUGCCUAGCAUGUGUGAGGCACUGGGUUAGAUCCUCAGCACCACGUAAAAAUAAAUAAAUAAAAUAAAGGUAUUGUGUCCAUGUACAACUAAAAAGAAUGUAAAAAAAAGAAAGAAAGAUACCUAAAACUCUCAAUUUUAUGAAGCCUUUUCCGCAAGAUGUCAGACUCUCUAAAGAGUAUACCAUCAGAGGAGUACUUUCUCAAUCAAGGUAUUAUACAAGACAUGAAAAUAAAACUGGUUAUAUUUUAAAAGAGCCAUCAGAAACCUUGAUUAUGGACACAAAGUAUUUUCCAUCUUCAUUCUAAAGUAUAUGUAAUUUUUGUCAUUUCUCUGAUAUGAUAUAUUGUUUUAUCAUUGUGAUUAACAUUUAUUUUAAAUUCAUAAUUUUCAAAAUAAUGGAAAGAUUCUUAAUGUGGUUGUAAUAAUUCGAGUCACACUUUGCUUAACAACAGGGGGAAGCUCUGAGAAAAGUGUCACUAGGCAAUUUCCUCAUUGUGCAAAUAUCAUAGCGUGUGCUUACACAAGCUUCAAGAAGGCUACAACAUCAUUAGUCAGAUGUUAAAUUUGUGGGACCCCUGUCGUAUUUGCUUUCCAUUAGUGACCAAAAUGUCAUUACGGAGCACAUGAAAUGCAUGUAGAUUUAGACUAAGUUGUGAAAUAACUAAAGUUUAGGGAAAUCAUUAUUACAUUUUAACUUGUGAAAUCUAAGAAUGGCUUUCAAAUUAUCCUUAAAAACCUUCAUCACUAGCAGUUGUGUUUUGAAUAACAGAAAUACUGUGUUUAUGCUAUAUUUAUGUACUACUGGGUCAGGAUAAUAAUUGUUAUUUGACACAGAAGCACUUGAGACUUUUCUGUUGAGCCCAUAGGUAUAGUGACAAACAAGGAAACCAAAGUUUCCAGAAGGAAAGGUCGAACGUUUUGAGUUUAAUGAAGACAAUGACCUCCAUCUAAGUCUCUAUAUUAAGUAACUCUUUAACUCUCAGAGGUCUCACAUUCUUGAUGUUUUCAGCAAGUGAUCCCAAAGGCUCAUCUAAUUUGAGAUUUUUCCUGUUCUGAAAAUUUGAUAACUUCCAGUGCAGGGCUAAUGAGUGAACAAAACUGGUUAAUUAGCCAGUGCUUUUCAUGUUGUCAUUAUUGUCUUCGAGUCACCACUCUGGCAGUGAUUCUCAUUAGAGGCAUGAAAGGGUCACCUGAACAUUUCAGUACUUUGCUACAUCUCCUGGGUCCACUAUCUGCUCUUUAGGUAUUUACACAUUAACAUAUUUUAAAGGAUCUAAUCUCCGUAUAAUAGAAUAUGCUUAAUAUUUUCAGGAUUAAAUGUAAGUGUACCAUCUAUCAGUGUAUAUGUCACUUACUAAAUUCAUGAAAGCCAGUAAUGUUUUAUAUCAACAUGGGUUGCUGUUGUUUUUUACUGUAAUAAAAUCUGUAGCUAACAUUUACUAAAUGAUCACUUUGUACUGAUACCUCUGAUUUCUUUGCCUGUAUUUUGUUACUACGUCACACAAUCCUCAUAACAUUGAUGUUAGGUGGUAUUCUUUUUAUUACUCCCAUUUUACAUUUGAGGAACUGACUUGUACAAGUUCACAUGACUAGCACUUGGUAGAACCAAAAUUUGAACAGGAAAUCUGCCUUCUUAAUAUGUUAUGCUGCUUUUCCUUGUUGAUAUAAGAACUAUUGUAAUAUUACCAAUUACUUGUUACUAAAGUUCAAGUUAUAUGGCAUGUGUUGCCAUUAAAAUAUGCAUAUUAUGCUGAAAAGAAAAAGCGAAUAGAAAUAUGUAAAAUGCCUUUAAUGCAUGAAAAUCAUAGGAUUUCCUGGAAAAUUUACCAUUUGUAUACACAUUUUGAGGAAAGCCAGUGCUGUUGCAACCUGAACAAAACAUUUUAUAUCAUAUUUCUAAUAAUUUAAGAUAGCAGUUUUAGAUAUAUAUGUAUUGCAAGUCUGGAAUAUAAUAAUAUAAAAUUCGCCGAUAAUUCCAAAACAGUGGUAACAGUAAAAAAAAUAGCUAAUGAAUCAAUUUUUCCAAUACCAUAAUAUAUUUCCUUAUGAUAUUGCACAUUUAACUUGCCUUGAGUUUUAGAAUGUGUUUACCUAAGUGCUUCAUGCUCCUUUGUAACCGUUGUUCCUUUGAACAUGGCUAAAACCUGCUAACUGUUCAUCCAAACUCUGGAUUUGGACAUCUACCUAAAAGGAAGGAGGGUCAUCAUUGAAAUUUGGGAUCGCAACAAAGGACCUGACUUUAAAAUAAUUAAUUAGUAAUUCAGAGCCAGUGCAUCAUAAACGUCCCAUCAUAACUGACUUAUUUUCUAAUAUUAUAAAAUUUAACAUGCUGCUAAGAGUAUGAGGAAUUUGAAAAGACUAGGAAUUUGCAUCUAUUCCCAUUAAAAUUUAAAGAGGAAGAGGAAGAAUUUCUGUACUGGCUUUUACAUAUGUUGGGUAUGUAAUGUUGGACUUAGAUUGUAAGCUUUAUUUUAUAAACCAAUAUCCCAGUCUGAGGUCUCAUACUGUCAUCUGUCCCUUUAAAGUACAUUCUUCUAGUGGCUUAGAGUCCUGUGCAUUUUGGCCACUCUUCUUGCAGCAACAAUAUUCUAUUCAAAGUGAGGUCAAUUUCUUAGGAUAUUAUAAAACAUAUGACAUUGGUUGUGACUCUAUUCAUUUGAAUUUUGUGAUCAUUAAAUGAAAAAAACAAAAUGGAGUUGACCUUGAUGAUGACCGUUUUAUCCAAGAAAAUGAACAGGCAAACAAAUUGUAAGGGGCAAACUGAUUUAAGAAAGCAAUACAUCAAGUUUAAGAAAGCAAUCUUGGGCUGGGGAGAUAGCUCAGUUGGUAGAUUGCCUGCCUCGCAAGCACAAGGCCCUGGGUUCAAUUCCCAGCACCAAAAAAAAAAAAAAAAAAAAAAAAAAAAAAUCUUUUUAGUCCUCUGGCAAUACAUUUUAUAGGCAAGAUUACUAUUUAUUGAUUUGGAAGUAUUGGAUUCAGAAUAAAUUACUCCUUGUAUUUAAAACUAAUACAUUUUUACCUAAAAUGCUAAAGUAGCCUUUCUUUAGAUCAAGUAGAUCUUAUUCUGUAUAGCAUUUAAUGCUGAUUAGUGGGCACAUUUUUAUUCACUUAUGAUUUUCUAAACUCAUAAUAAGGAAAUUAAAAUCAACAGUCAUCCUUCAAGUUGCUUGUACUUCAUAUUUUAUUUUAAAUGUCAUUUUCAGACUUCCUUCACAAGUGAUAUUGGAGCUAACUUUAUGUUUGACUGAAUUGCUUCUGAAUUUUUGGAAACUAUUUAAUUUUCAAGGACUAACUUUGCGUGUAACAUCUUACUAAAUUAUAGUUUAACAACUCUCAUAGCCAGUAGUAACCUCAUGAGCAGGUAUAUAUUUUCACCUGUUUGCUGAAUGAGUUGUCAGUUGUCCUGUUUAGGUAUUUAGGAAAGAAGAUUUUGAAAUGGUUUAGGAUGAUCUGAAUUUCAGUUAUGAAAAAAAUAUUUUGUACUCUCUCAAGUAUUUGGAUUUUUAGAGAUGAUCCCCAGCAAAGCUUUAACUUUCAGAACAGGUGGGAGGAAAAUGUAAGAUGGCUCUGUGCCAAGAAUGGCCCCAGGAGAUUCCCUUUACACAUACUGACACCAUCUCUCUAGGUGCUGCAAUUUCAGAAGAAUCUUAACUACUUCAACAAUUUGCCAUUAAAAGCAUGUAAAAUGCCUUUAAUGCACUGUCAUCAUUCAUAUUGCCAAACAUCUACAGGCAGGCAUGGAAGACUGUUAAAGUAUGGCCCCUGUGUCUUUUAGCAUUUGUUCACUAGACAGGGGGCCUACUUCACUCAGGAUAGUGUGUGUCUCUCACUGAGAAGAGAUUUCUGAAGUCUACUAGGUGUACUAAAUGAGAUAUAUGUGUAUGUAUGUCUAUAUAUAUUAUAUAUAUUUACUACUUUUGUUUAUAUGAUAGCACAUUAUAAAAUUACUGAGAUUCUUAAGUCUUGUUUUAUAGUAAAAUAUGAAAAAUGGAAUUGUUCAGUGUAUGUAAUGUAGACAUCAGAGCUGUCCAAGUAGUAAGUGUAUUUGGUUGAACAUCUUUUGAUCACUGAUGCUAGUUUGGUAUGUGUUAGUCAGCUUUCUGUAACCAUUAUAAAAUGCCUGAAAUAAUAAAAUUAUAAACAUACAAGGUUUGUUUCAGCUUACAGUUUGAGAGGUUCUAAAUAACCAGUUGGCCCCAUGGUUUUGAGCAAGAAGGGACUAGGGUCCUACAGUCCUUUUCAAAGGUACACCCCGCACGAUAUAACUUUCCCUCAUAAGCCCCACUCUGUGGUUCCACCAGUAGUGCCACUCUACUACAUGAACUUUUGAGGGACAUUCAAAUACCAACCAUACCACUAUUCAAUUUGAAAUUAUUUAAUCUGGCUUUGCCAUCAAGAAGUAGCUGGUUAAGAAAAAAAUUGUUAAAUUUUAAAAUUAUAUUUCUUCUAGAAAUGGGAAACUUUUGAUAGUUAAUUUUAGGUGCAAAUAACAAUAAAUGUCAUGUAGUAAUUUAACAAAUGUUUUCAAGAUUUUAUGUUGUACAUGGUGUAGCUGGUGGGUCUAGUAUAUGUGUUGGUUGUGUUUGGUUUGAAAAUCUUUAAUAUCUUUGUGUUUAUUGAUCACUUGUGUCUUUUAAAAUGGUAAUAUUCGUAACAAACCUAAUACCAUGUACUUAUAAAUAUUGUAUGUAGUCAAGAAUACUAAGUUGAUGAAAUACUUUAGAAAACACUUUCAAAUUUGAAUAUCUAAUACUUUCAAGCAAAUUUAUUAGAGUUCCAGAUGAAUAUAUAUUUUUGUAAUUGCCAAGUAAAUUAGAACAUAGCUUUUUGAUUAAAAAAAUAUUUUUAUAAAUACUUAUUUACACAGCAUUUGUUAUUUUAAAUGGUAAAAUAUCAAAUUGGUUCUAUAAAUAGUAAUUGUUUUGAAUAUAUCUAUAUUUAACAUCAUAUAACAUCCCAAAUUUAAUGAUGUAUUUCAUCUGAAUGUGUUAUU
Sciurus carolinensis (gray squirrel) is the source of this 11038-nucleotide messenger RNA. It is a transcript of the gene Prex2, whose product is annotated as phosphatidylinositol-3,4,5-trisphosphate dependent Rac exchange factor 2. Gene Ontology annotation, biological process: intracellular signal transduction. The record is from RefSeq and is a predicted model, not a curated record. Bases 344 to 5164 code for a protein of 1606 amino acids. Lineage: Eukaryota; Metazoa; Chordata; Mammalia; Rodentia; Sciuridae. Gene Ontology annotation, molecular function: protein binding; guanyl-nucleotide exchange factor activity. The transcript has 40 exons.